Molecule: messenger RNA, 1204 nt
Organism: Apis dorsata (giant honeybee)
Lineage: Eukaryota; Metazoa; Arthropoda; Insecta; Hymenoptera; Apidae
Exons: 3
Coding region: 129-1175 (348 amino acids)
Source: RefSeq, a predicted model, not a curated record
AGUUUCCUAGCGCCGCUUCAGUUCGUCAUUGGUAAGUGUCCCGAAAGCAUCGUUAAAGUUUCGAGUGUCAAACAAGGCAACAAAUACUCGUGAUUUCUCCUUAUUUUAUUUAUUUUCCAUUAUAAAUAAUGAGAAUCAGCAAAGAGAUCGACAUUUAUCAAAACAAAGAUGUUGUCUCGACACGAAAAGGACGUAACAAAAAAGAGAAGACGAUGUACACUUGCAGUGGUUGCAAAUACGAAAGCCCUCGACAAUACAACGUGCAAAGGCACAACGAAAGGAUUCAUUUGAGGCAAAAAUUAAACAUUUGUUGCGGCGAAACUUUCUUCACCAAAGGAGACUAUUACGUCCAUUGCGAGCUGUGCCAUCCAGAGUCGCGAACUCACGCGAUCACAUCGAGGACGAAGUACAAAAUCGUGAACAACGACGUGUUGCCGGCCGAUCAACACUGUUCCAAGUGGCCGAGGCAAAUAAUGGGGAAAUCGUACAACAUGAGAUUGAGAUCGUCGAACAGUAUCCGUAAGAACGAUCACGUAGAGGAGUUGAGAACGAAAGUAAGCUACGAGUAUUCGGUGAGUUGCAGAGAGUUCGAUAUAGAGAACAUACCUUUGAUAAGUUUCAUCACCGAUCCACGAUUGAAGUCCCGAUGGUUGGAGCGUUUGUCCACCGCCUCGAGCGCGAUCGACAGAGCGAUGCCCGAGAAGGACGAGGCGAGUGAAACGGUGAAGAUCGAGAUCUCGUCCGAGCAAAACAUCGAAAAGACCGUGUCCACGAGCGAGGAAGAGAACGUGAAACGGACGAAAGUUUCCGACUCCACUGUUUCGUCCUUCUCGCUCGAGUUGCCCGCGAAGAAGCUUAUUUUGCACCGGUUCAGAUCGAGCGUGCGCGAAUUCGAGAUACCUUUGCGAGAACAGAACAAUAAUAAUAAUAAUAAUAACGGUCAAAGGGAAUUGGCGGAGAGAACGGUUAAAAGUGUCAUCCCCUCCGCGCGGCAGAGAAGGGAUAGGAGGUGCAAACUCGAGGGUAGCAAUAAGGAGAAUCUGUCGAAUUUUUCCUUCAGUAUGGAGCAACAGUUAAACAUUAAGUUGGAUACGGGGAUCACGGUGCCGAUGGCCACUCAAGCCCACAGAGAUUUCCUGGCAGCUAUCGAUUUUGACAAAUUUAAGAUAUUUUGAGAAUUUUUGAGAGGGGGGGAUUGGAGAAC